GCUUGACGCUGCUCUCUCGGGGAAGCUGCUCUCUAACCAAGCCUCCGGAGCCAAGCAAGCCAGAUCUGCCAGUGAGCCUCCGGCCUUGAACAUUGACCAGAGCGUCUGAAGACCCUACCCAGCUCUCCAAUGGCCAGCAACAACACCGCCAGCAUAGCCCAAGCCAGGAAGCUGGUAGAACAGCUGAAGAUGGAGGCCAACAUCGACAGGAUAAAGGUAUCCAAGGCAGCUGCAGACUUGAUGGCCUACUGUGAGGCACAUGCCAAGGAAGACCCUCUGCUGACCCCAGUCCCGGCCUCAGAAAACCCCUUCCGGGAGAAGAAGUUCUUCUGCGCCAUCCUUUAAGUCUCUGAGAGGAGGCUGAAGAGCCCUGGGGGCUCCUGGGACAUUGAUGUAGAGUUCCUAGCAAAGUGGGCACCUUUCUCGUCCACAGCAUUUAAAGAGAGCGAGGAGAACCAUCCUGGACACUCCGGGCUGUGCAUGUUUAAAGAACUGUCCCUUUAUGAGAAUGAAAGCUGAUUCCACAUCCCAGCUUUAGAGAUCUGACCCUGCAGACCUGCCUGGAGGAAGGCAAUGUAUAAAAACAAAAUCGAUGUCAUUCUUUUCUGCUAUCCCUCUAACGACCUUACAUUUCUGCUUUAUAUUUAAAAACAAAAUAAACAUUAACGCCGGUGUCCCAAGCUGAGAUAUGGCUGACCUUCUGGGAAUGAGAAUUGUCUCUUAAGUACCCUCUGACAAGCUGUUGUCCCGUGUAGCCACCAUUUGGUUUAAUGGCGUCCUUGUUCAGUCCUGUGUGCCUUUUUGUUUUCCAUCCCUUUCUCUUUCUCUAUCCCUCCCUAUUAGAGUAGUAAGGAGUUAAGGCUGGGUUUGUAUGUUAGACUAAACUCUGAGGUGUUUAGAAAGCUGUUCCUUGUGGUAUUUCCUCACAAGAAUAACAAGAAAGAAACAGAAGGAAAGAAAGAACACACACACACACACACACGGACACACACACACGGGCACACUGACACAUGCACACCACAAUGCCGGCUGGCUGUGCUCUCUUACCCCUACUCCUAAUAUUUGUAUAUGAUAGUUUUGAUUCUGCGAGUAAAAGUAAAUCAUGUGUUGUGACUGGUGCUUUCAUAUCUUUGUGAUAGUUUUUGCGUAAUACUGCAUGAAAAUGUCCCUAUGUUGCAUCCAUUCAGAGGUUUUGUUGUUCAGCUGGAAAGCUAAGAAGAGAAAUGAGAGGGGAAAAAAGGUGCCAGAGAGGGAAGAGAAUCCUCUGUGUUUUGAAAACUGAGAUCACUUCAGCGCCUUAGCCAUGCCUGAAAUACCUCCACGUGAACUGUGGUAUAAGUACCUCUUGACAGAUUUCCCCAAUGCACAGCAUUCGGACUCACCCAGGACCCAGGGCAGCACAGUCACCUCACACUGGAGACCGGGGCAGGGAUCCGCCAACACAUUUCCACUUUUCAGGAACCGUGGAAAGCAUGUGCAAACGAAUAUUUUCCAUGUUCAUAACUAGACAGCCAUGGCCCCCGUUAGCUCAAGCAUCAGAGGAAAUAUAGAACCCCAGCUUCAAAGAAGGUGGCCACCUUCAGAACGCCCGUUUGAGAGACAAAGUCCCUGGGUUGCAUUCUGAGCAACCCUAGCAGCCGGCUCUUCUCCCUACUGACAUGUUCCUCAUUUCUCACUCCCCCAAAAUGUCAAAGCGUUCAUUGCUUUGUUCUCCACACCAUUUGUCAGAGCCUCUCUGCCCUGUUGACAGCUUCCUUUGCCUAGUGCUCUCUUCCCACAAUCAAACACUGAGAGAGAUUUUGCCGCUGCAGCUGUAGCCUCCCCCAGCGUCAGAAGGCCCUGGAAGCCUUUCUACUUCCUGUGUUCCUCCUCCCAGUCAAAAAGAGCCUCCUAGACAUCUCCUUUUGUUUUCAAAUCUUGAAAGACCACUGAAUCCAAGUUGACUCUAUUUUCUCCUCUUGCCGUUCUCUUCCUCAUGUUUUAAAAGUGGGGGUUAUUUGGAGGGAAGAGAAGUUUAGAAAGACUUCCUAGAGCAAGGACACAUUUUGAAAUAGAUUUGGUAAAUAUUUUUCUUAACUCUUCAGUGGGUUUUCAGGUAGAGAAAUAAAUAUGUCCAAUUAAAGUUUAUACCUGGGGUUGGGGAGGUGAGGGUACCAGAACAUUUAUCACUGUACAAAUGUAAUUCUGUAAACUGAAACAUCUGUUCUAGUCAGGUCUGGGGUGGUAUAGCUGGUGGAAUGCUCAUGAAGACUUAGUGGUUCAAAACAAACCAACCAACCAACAAACCAACAGAAAAACUGUCAGUCUGUACAGACAUACACCAUUGUGCAAUUAAGAGCACCAUGGAAUCAGCUAACAGCAUCACACAAAGUGAGCUGAAAUGU
This is a messenger RNA of Acomys russatus (golden spiny mouse), 2384 nucleotides long. It is a transcript of the gene Gng2, whose product is annotated as G protein subunit gamma 2. Bases 130 to 345 code for a protein of 71 amino acids. Lineage: Eukaryota; Metazoa; Chordata; Mammalia; Rodentia; Muridae. Gene Ontology annotation, biological process: G protein-coupled receptor signaling pathway. Gene Ontology annotation, cellular component: heterotrimeric G-protein complex. Gene Ontology annotation, molecular function: G-protein beta-subunit binding. The record is from RefSeq and is a predicted model, not a curated record. The transcript has 5 exons.